Messenger RNA from Nicotiana attenuata, 1056 nucleotides. RefSeq lists its product as uncharacterized. The record is from RefSeq and is a predicted model, not a curated record. Lineage: Eukaryota; Viridiplantae; Streptophyta; Magnoliopsida; Solanales; Solanaceae. The transcript is spliced from 2 exons. Bases 1 to 1056 code for a protein of 351 amino acids.
AUGUCAAAGAGUGCAGUGUAUUUUGGAGGAGUAGCAGACCACAUCAAACAAGAUAUUCUACAGUUGCUGGGAUAUGGACAAGGGGAGUUACCUUUCAGAUAUUUAGGGAUUCCAUUGGCUACAAGAAAACUUAAGAUACUGGAAUGGCAAUCAUUAAUAUCAAAAGUCAUUGCAAAAGUGACCUCAUGGGUAGAAAAGAAGUUGUCAUAUGGAUCAAAUGAGCUAACUAGAAAAGCACUGGUAGCUUGGAGCAGAAUGUGUAUGCCAAAGACAGCUGGAGGACCUAAUCUCACAAAUCUGAAAGUAUGGAAUAAAGCAGCAAUAGCUAAAACAUGUUGGGAACUACACAGCAAGAAGGAUAUUCUUUGGAUCAAGUGGAUACAUGAAUAUUAUAUAAAGGGAAAGAAGAUAACUGAUAUGGCCAUUCCUCAACAAGGGAGUUGGAUGGUGAAGAAAAUAUUCAACGCACAAGAGGAUAUGGGAAAUGCUGAACAUCAGAUAUCAGGAAACAAGAGCAAGAUUAGGAGUAUAUAUCUGAGUAUGAUAGGACAAUUGCCAAAAGUGACAUGGAAGAACUUAAUGUGUGGAAAUAUAGCCAAGCCAAACGAAAUCUUCAUUACAUGGCUUCAACUCCAAGACAGACUACUUACAGCAACAAGACUUCAAAGCUGGGGGCUACAAAUAGAUACAACAUGUCAUAUGUGCAAGCAAGCAGAGGAGACAAAAGAUCAUUUAUUUGCUGAAUGUGAAGUUAGUAACAGAAUUUGGAGUAAACUAAUGAGAUGGAUCCAAAUUGACUGGCAAGCAGUGAAGACAGGGGGAGAAAUGCAGAAAUGGAUAGAGCAGAGAACAAAAGGAAAGACAAAACAAGCAAAGAUAGUGAAAAUGAUAUAUAUAGAGUUCAUCUAUGCUAUAUGGAUAGAAAGAAAUACUAGAGUUUUCAUGAAGAAAGAGAAAGCAAGUGAUACUAAAGCUAGAGAGAUAGCCUAUAUUUGUCAUGUUCGUGCUGAUGAAGACCUUCAAAGACUGCUGAAUAUUAGAUUUUCAAUUAGUUGA